Molecule: messenger RNA, 4452 nt
Organism: Fonticula alba
Lineage: Eukaryota; Rotosphaerida; Fonticulaceae
Product: serine/threonine protein kinase
Exons: 5
Coding region: 1-4452 (1483 amino acids)
Biological process (GO): protein phosphorylation
Molecular function (GO): ATP binding; protein kinase activity
Source: RefSeq, a predicted model, not a curated record
AUGCUCCGGCACCGGGUCCAGCAGGAUGGCAGUGUGCCGGUCGAUGAGCCCCCGGGAGCACGGGCCAUCCGGGCCAAUGAGGCCACGCACAACCAAGUGCAGCCCCUCCUUCAGGUGGACAAUCUUCCGGCCGAACGAGGCCACGAUGGCCAGGAGCGUCAGCCACGGCCCGGUCGCGCGUCCCCCCUCCCCCCGCAGCACCCCCCCUGCCCGGGCUCAGGAACAUACCUGGUCGAGGGUGAUGUCGCCGGCUCCGCCUGCGUGGCUGCCUGCUCGGCGGGCUACUUCCAGUCCGGCACCCGGUGCCUGGCCUGCGGCACUGCCUGUGCCACCUGCUCCGGGUCGGCCACCACCUGUACCUCCUGCCCGUCCGGCCGAUACCUCCAGGGCACCACCUGCGUGGCCGCCUGCGCGUGGAACCACUUCCAGGCCGACGCCCCCUGCCUGCCGUGCGACGCGGCGUGCGCCCGGUGCGCGGGCAGCGCCACCACCUGCACCGCCUGCCCGGCCGGCCAGCUGCUCCAGGUGGACCAGUGCCUGGCCGCCUGCUCGGCCGGCUACUUCGCCUACGGGGCCAACUGCCUGCCCUGCAGCGCUGCCUGUGCCACCUGCUCCGGCUCGGCCGGCGACCACCUGCGUGGCCGCCUGCGCGUGGAACCACUUCCAGGCCGACGCCACCUGCCUGCCGUGCGACGCGGCGUGCGCCCGCUGCUCCAGGUGGACCAGUGCCUGGCCGCCUGCUCGGCCGGCUACUUCGCCUACGGGGCCAACUGCCUGCCCUGCAGCGCUGCCUGUGCCACCUGCUCCGGCUCGGCCGGCGCCUGCACCGGCUGCCACCCGGGGUCCGUCCUGGAGAAUGGCGCCUGCCUGGAUGCCUGCUCGCCGGGGCUGCACCCGGACCCGGCCGGCCGGUGCGCCUGCCAUGCCACCUGCCAGUGGUGCUCGCCGGAGGGCCAGCCGCCGGCCUACACCUGCCACGCCUGCCCGCCGGGCAUGGUUCGCGCCGCCGACGGGGCCCAGCCGGACCGGUGCUUCGACUGCCAUGCCAGCUGCGCGGCGUGUGCCCUGCCAGCGGCCGAGGCCGCCUGCACGGCCUGCCCCCCGGGGGCCUUCUUGCACGAGGGCCGGUGCCUGGCCGCCUGCCCGGCCGGCACCUGGCCCAAUGCCCAGGCCGUGUGCCUGCCCUGCCCGGCAGCCUGCUCCACCUGCACCGGGCCCGGCCUCUGCACCGGCUGCCAGGAUGGCUUCUUCCUGCGGGCCGGCGCCUGCGAGCCAUGCUCCCGGUCGUGCGCCACGUGCACCGGCCCGGACAGCUGCACCGCCUGCCAGCCGGGGCUCAUCUUCCGGCAGCCCAGCCCGCAGGCGGCCUCCCUGUGCGGCAUCGCCUGCGACGAGGGGCACUUCCCCCAGCCCGAGCGGUGUGGCGUGUGCCAUGCCAGCUGCCAGGAGUGCCACGGCCAGCCGGACGCCUGCCAAAGGUGCGCGGCCGGCUUCCGGUGGGCCGCCGGACCACCGGCCGACCCGGCCUCCGGGGCCCGGUGCGUUGCCUGCCCGGCCGGCUGUGCCUCCUGCACCCGGGACCAUGCGUGCCUCGGGUGCUUCGACCCGCUGGUCCUGACGCCGGAGGGGGCCUGCGUGGACACCUGCCCGGCCGGCACCUGGACCCAUGACGCCUCUUGCCGGCCGUGCAACAUGGCCUGCCUCACCUGCACCGGGCCGGCCGCCAGCCAGUGCGCCUCCUGCGCCCCGGGGCUGGAGCUCAUCCGCGAGGGCGCCGCCGCCGGGACCUGUGCCUCCGGCUGCCAGGAGCGCCAAUACCGCGACCCGGCAUCCGGCGAGUGCCGGCCCUGCCACCCGGCCUGCGCCACAUGCAAUGGGCCCUCCGAUCGCGACUGCUGGCGGUGCAAUGAUGCCCUGCUCCAAGAUCGCCAAUGUGUCCAGGCCUGCCUCUCCAAGCACUACCCCUUGGAGGGGCGCUGCCUGCCAUGCGACCCCAUGUGCGGCGAGUGCAAGGGCCACGGCAGGCUCGACUGCACCGAAUGCGCGGCCGGCCUCUUCCACCACCGGGCCGAGUCCUCGCCGCUCCGGUGCCUGGACCAGUGCCCGCCCGGGCACCGGGCCCAGCAGGGCACGUGCCGGUCCUGCCCCCCCCGGUGCCGGGACUGCUGGCACUCGGCCGACACGUGCGACCGGUGCUCCUCGGCCGCCAUGCUGCACCAGGGCGCCUGCGUGAGCGCCUGCCCGGCCGGCACCCUGUCCCUCGAUGGGACCUGCUUCUCGUGCGAUGCCUCCUGCACCGCGUGCCACGGCCCGGGGCCGGAGCACUGCGACAGCUGCGCCGACGCCGCGCCCUUCCUGCUGGAUGGCGUCUGCCACAGGGCCUGCCCGGCUGCAACCUACCCGGACGCCCGCCAGUGCAUCCCCUGCCAUCGGACCUGCGCCGAGUGCACCGGGCCCUGGGCGAAUGCCUGCACGGCCUGCCCGGCCGACCGGGUCCUCGGCCUGGAUGGCUCGUGCCUGACGCGCUGCCCGGGGGGCCAGCACCCGGAGCCGGGCCCGGCCGGUGGCUCGGCCUGUCGGGCCUGCUCGCCGGCGUGCCGCCUGUGCGACGGCCCGACCGCCGGCCACUGCACCGCCUGUGCCGAUGGCCGUCUCCUGGAGGAUGGCCACUGUGUGGACGCCUGCUCCGGCGGGGCCUUCCUCUGCCCGCCGACCGAGCAGUGCCUGCCCUGCCCGAGCGACUGCGCCGCCUGCACCCGCGCCGACACCUAUGACAUGGCUUGCGUCGGGCGGUGUACCGCCUGCGCCGCGGGGAUGCUGCUGUCGCCCUCGGCCGGCCGGUGCCUGGAGGCCUGCCCCCCGGGGGAGGUCCUCCGGCCGGGGACCGACACCGAGCCGGCCCGGUGCCAGCCCUGCGCCCCGGCCUGCGGGACCUGCCACCGGCGGCCGGAUUGGUGCACCGCCUGUGCCGGCAGCGGCCGCUGGCUGCUGAGCACCGCCGGCCAGUGUGUGCCCGAGUGCCCGGCCGCCGGGUUCGCCGCCUCCCCGGCGGAGCCGGUGUGCCUGCCGUGUGUGGCCGGCUGCCGGGCGUGCCAGCCGGCCGGCCGGCUGCCCGUCUGCGCCAUGCAGCCGGAUGGCUCGCUCGACUGCCCGAGGGUGGCCACGUGCCAGCUGUGCGAGCCGGGGCUCCUGCUGCUGCAGGGCGCCUCCUGUGUGUCCGACUGCCCGGCCGGGCACUUUGCCGAUUGGGACGGCUCGCCGCCGGCCUGCGCCGCCUGCUCGCCGGGCUGCUGGGCCUGCACCGGCCCCGAAAAGACCGACUGCCUUCGUCGGGUCAGCUCCGCUGCCAGCCGGCGCAUCGCCUUCGGGCUCGGCAUCGGCCUGGGCCUGCUGCUGCUGCUGCUGCUGCUGCUGCUGGUGGCGUGGCUGGUCCGCCGCCUGCGCCAAGCGGCCAAGCCCCCGGCCGGGGCCGGCGAUCCCGACCACGACUCCACCGUCCUCAACACCAUCCUCGAGCUGUCGCUCCCCGGGGCCAUCCAAGUGAGCCUGGCCGCGGACUUCCUGGCCCUCGAUGGCGCGGCCCUCGGGGCCGGGACCCAGGCAUCGGUCUUCGCCGCGCGAGCCAUCGGCGCCGGGGUCUCCACCCGCCUCGGCUGCCCGGACAUCGUGGCCAUCAAGCAGCUGAAGGGCAACAAGCUGACCCCGCUGCAGGUGACCCUCCUCCAGAAUGAGAUCGCCCUCAUGUGGCUCCUGCGCGACUGUGCCCACAUUGUGCGCAUCUACGGCUACAGCGACCAGCCGCCGGCCAUCGUCAUGGAGUGCUUCCAGUCGGACCUGGCCACGCUCCUCCGGUCGGACAUCGCCCUGCCCCUGAGCACCCUGCUGAGCCUGGCCCAGCAGUGGACCUCCGGCUUGGAGGCCAUGCACGACCGCGGCAUCGCCCACUGCGACCUGAAGCCGGCCAAUGUCCUUGUCAGCCCGGCACACGGCCAGUCGUGGCAGGUGGCCCUCGGCGACCUGGGCACCGCGCGGAACCUGUCCGCCGCCCGGGCCUCGGCCCUGGUCAACGAGGCCCCGGUCCUCAAUGCCCUGACCGCGCGCUACGCCGCGCCCGAGGUCCUCGCGGCCUUCCACCGCGCCCGGCCCCUGGACAUGGAUCUCUACCUGCCGGCCGAUGUCUAUGCCGCGGCCAUGAUGCUCUGGGAGACCCUCACGCGCGUGGCCCCCUGGCAGGGGCUCUCCUUCCAGGACAUCACCGCCCGCGUGCAUGCCGGCCAGCGCCCGGACCUGGCCCUGGCCACCGCCGCCAUCGCCCAGGCCAACCCGGGCCUCGGGCAAAAUACCGCCGACAUCCUGCAGCGCAUGUGGGCCGCCGACGCGCAUGCCCGGCCCUCGGCCGCCGGCGUCCGCCAGGUGGUGGCCACGCUGGCCGUCAUGCUGCCGGGCCAGUGA